AUGUUUGACAUUUUUGCAACAUGGAGUUGGUAAUGUUACUCAUUGUGCAUCUUACACUAUUGUCAACCCCAUGUACCUCUAAAGCUAAACCAUCAAAUGGUUUUAGUGUUGAUAUUUUCCAUCGUGACUCACCUUUGUCACCCUUCUACGACCCUUCACUGAACCACACUAAGAUAGUUUUACGUGCCGCCAUGCGCUCAAUUUCUCGUUCCUACAACCUUGACAAAGUUGAAACUAAAAUAAUUACAAACAAUGGAGAAUACCUCAUGAGAGUGUUCAUAGGUACCCCACCAGAGGAGUCAUUUUUAGAUGUAGACACAGGCAGUGGUCUGAUAUGGAUACAAUGCCAACCUUGUGCCAAAUGUUUCCAACAAGUCACACCCAUUUUUGAUACAAUGAAAUCCUCAACUUACGAAAAAUUACCUUGUAGCUCUCUUCCUUGUCGCAUGUUGCCCUCCGCUUACUGUGUAGGAUCAGGGGAUUGCAGUUACAAGAUCAGUUAUGGAGACGGGAGUUUCUCAAUUGGAGAAAUAGGUUCAGAUGUCAUCAGCUUUGGUCCCGAUGACAAGAACUUGCUAGUAAGUUUUCAAAGCACCGUAUUCGGAUGUGGAUACAACAACAGUUGGUUCCCAGACCGAACAGUCCAAAGCACCACAGGCAUAGCUGGUCUUGGAAAUUCACCUUACUCGUUAGUUUCACAAGUAAGUCCCAAAGUUGGUCGCAUAUUCUCCUACUGUUUACUUCCCUUUUGGUCACAAUCUUCUGGGAAACUCAGAUUCAGCUUCGAAUCAACACAAUCAGGAACAGAAGUUUUCACAAUCCCUAUGUUCUCAAAACCUGACCAUCCCUUUUACUAUGUCACGCUUAAUGCUAUAUCCGUCGACAAAACCAACGUCACAAUCGGAGAUCACCUUAAAAUUGACAUGAUUGUUGAUUCUGGAUCUUCGUUCACAAGUAUUCCAUCGGAAACGUUCAAUAGUCUUUAUGACGAGAUCACUGAUUCUAGAGAAUAUAAGCCACUAGCUAAUCCACCUCCACCAUUCAAGUUGUGUUAUGAGGGUUUAACAAGUCUCGAUUUGCCUAGUAUUACGUUCAAUUUUUCUGGGGGUGCCUUUCCUUUGCCUUCGAGUAAUAAUGCGUAUAUAUCGUUGGACAAACUUGUUUGCUUGGCGAUCUUACCUACGGAGGAUACUUUCUCCAUUCUUGGCAGCAUUUCACAAGUGAACCAUAAGGUAGAGUAUGAUCUUGAUAAGAAAACCAUUUCUUUUGCUCAAACCGAUUGUUCAUUGGCGUAGAAAUUCAAGGAGGAAUUGAGAAAGCAAUCUCCUCGUAGUUAAUUAUUCAAAUAUUUUUUCUUCUUUUACCAAUUAACAUGUUUCAAUGUCAUCUUGUUCAUUAUCUAAUAAUAUUGGAACACAUAUAUAUUAUAUUAUUUCA
Molecule: messenger RNA, 1437 nt
Organism: Cajanus cajan (pigeon pea)
Lineage: Eukaryota; Viridiplantae; Streptophyta; Magnoliopsida; Fabales; Fabaceae
Product: aspartic proteinase CDR1
Biological process (GO): proteolysis
Cellular component (GO): extracellular region
Molecular function (GO): aspartic-type endopeptidase activity
Source: RefSeq, a predicted model, not a curated record